GGCUGAAGAACAGAAUAAAAUAAAAUAAAAAAUAACCAAGCCAUCGUUAUCUAUCUAAGCCUUGCACGUCUUGUUCUUUAUCAAUAAGAGGCAACCAAAUGUCAAAGCUAGAAUAAGAGUUAUUAUCAUGUGAAUAAUAGCCACAAGUCGAGGGGUUUCUUUUGAGUGAAUGAUUCUAAAAUUAAACCAUUUUGUAUCACUUUAUAUUCUUUUUAUAAGGUUUAAAGAACUAAAAAGUUUUCUUUCUUUCUCUCUUUACGAAGCAAAUAUGAAGCUCAUAUACUCUAUUGUUUUAUGUCUUAUUAUAACAUGGAUGCAUAUGACUAUUGCAUUCCCACUUGAACACCAGCAUCAACGAGACAUCAAGCCAUGGAACAGAAGGCCACGUCAAUUUAGAAUGCAAGUUUUUUCAAGGCCUGACAAUCGAGGUGAAAUGCAAACCAUUCGAGCUUUUAAUGGAGCUUCUACACCUUGCUGGAAUCUAGCGUCAAAAAGAGUUGGCUCAUACGACUUGAAUGACCCUAUGGUCAAAGUGACAUUCUAUAGAUCCUCUGAUUGUAAAGGUGCAUCUUUAGCCACAUAUUAUCAGAAUCAUGCUUCGAGUCGAACCCAUGUUAUGAUCAAAGCAAGAUCUGUAUCUGUCACAAAAAUCAAGCCUGUCUUAUUGAAUGGCAAACCUAAAAAACUUUAAUUUAUUCUGAUACCAUUGUAAAAUAGAAAAAAUAUAUGUAAAUAAUAACUACCUUAAUACUGUAUGUAAUAAAAAUAUGCCACUUGUUGGCUUUGAAGAAUGAACAUUUUGACAUCAGCCACUUUUUUAUUUGUGC
This is a messenger RNA of Gilbertella persicaria, 827 nucleotides long. RefSeq lists its product as uncharacterized. The coding region runs from base 170 to 691 and encodes 173 amino acids. The record is from RefSeq and is a predicted model, not a curated record. NCBI's taxonomy places the organism in Eukaryota, Fungi, Mucoromycota, Mucoromycetes, Mucorales, Choanephoraceae. The transcript has 3 exons.